Molecule: messenger RNA, 867 nt
Organism: Malus domestica (apple)
Lineage: Eukaryota; Viridiplantae; Streptophyta; Magnoliopsida; Rosales; Rosaceae
Source: RefSeq, a predicted model, not a curated record
AUGGCAUCACUAGCAACCCAUUUCUCCGCCUUCGCCCUCCUCUUCCCCAUAGGCCUCCGCCGCCUCAUCUGCUCCUCCGCCCUCUACCUCAAGAACCCAUCUCUCUACCGAUCCAAAGCUUGGUACUUUUCAGAACCCAAAUGGAAAAACUUCGAUUUGUACUCUCUCACCAUCGCCCUCCCCAUCGCCUCCUUCUCCGAAAUCUUCAUCUUUCUGGCCUUUUCCGGCCACCCCACCUACCGCUUCGCCUUCUUCCAGCAAUCAGCCGCCAUUUUCAUGUUCUGGGCACUCGUCCUUCUGAUCAUCUUCCGUGAAAACAUCGACCCUUUGAAUUUCAAUGAAGGGUUCGUCUUCGUUUUUGCAGCGGUUUCCUUUUUCGUUGAGUACUCUGUGAUCGGCAAGGGAAUUUCGGGUCUUGGUGGCGCUGUGUAUGAUAUGCUAGCUGCAUUGACUCUAAUUUGUGCAUUUUCUUGCCUGUAUUUGUCGAUUAGGCCAUGUUCGUUUUUCGCCGAGUUUUUCUUGUCCUCUGGAUUGGUUUUUAAGGGCACUUGGAUUUUGCAACUGGGGUUGUCCUUGUACACUGAUGCAUUUGGGUUAAACGGGUGUAAGAAAAUGUCAGUGUGGCCUAACCAGGACAAUGCUGAGUGGAAAUGUAACCUUGAGGAGGACGGGUUAAGGGGUGUUGCUGUGAUGAAGCUCUUGUUCAUCGGGCAUGCGAUUGCGGUCUUGGUAUUGAGUUUUGUGUUGUUUGCUUUGCUGGCAAGUAACUGGAACUUGCAGGUUGGCAAGGGCAGUGGUCAGUUGCUAGCACAGCUAGAUUCGGAGCAUGUGUUGAUGCCUCCUGGCGGUGAGAUUGGGCUUGAAUGA